AUGUUGGAGCGCAUGCGUAGCUGGUUUUCUGGCUCCAAGGAUGACCGCAGCGGCCUCCUGCUGCCGUCUCUGACUCAUGGCGGAGCGAGUCCUGCGUUAUGUCGCAGCGCGGAGGUUUCUGCUGCUCCCGCUGCAGCUGCUGCAGCAGCAGCAGAGUCGGAAGUAGUCCGCCCGAUCACGGAUGCUGCUGCUGCGGCCAAAUCAGCUCCAGCCAUGCAGAAUGUGUCCGCCGCUGACUAUCCCACCCCCGCCAAGUACCUGGAAAACCCCGAUCUGAUUCCCACUUACUACACUUUCCAAAGCAACAUGGUUUCCGACGAAGACCUGCUGCCGGGCAUGCUGCGCAACUUGGAGGUGGACCGCCGGCUGACGCUGCCCACCCGCACGCACAUUCGCUUUCUGGUGACAGCCACAGAUGUGAUCCACUCUUGGGCAGUGCCGGCGCUGGGCAUUAAAGCAGAUGCCAUCCCGGGGCGCCUCCAGAAGGUGAACACCUUCAUUCAAAGGGAGGGGGUCUUCUACGGGCAGUGCAGCGAGCUCUGUGGGGCUCUCCACGGCUUCAUGCCCAUUGUGGUGGAGGCCGUCAGCCCUGAGACGUACGCAGCCCACGCGAGAAAAUGGUACAAGGAGUAA
Molecule: messenger RNA, 633 nt
Organism: Eimeria necatrix
Lineage: Eukaryota; Apicomplexa; Conoidasida; Eucoccidiorida; Eimeriidae
Product: cytochrome c oxidase subunit II, putative
Exons: 1
Coding region: 1-633 (210 amino acids)
Biological process (GO): ATP synthesis coupled electron transport
Cellular component (GO): membrane
Molecular function (GO): cytochrome-c oxidase activity; copper ion binding
Source: RefSeq, a predicted model, not a curated record